AUGAUUAUGUGCUCGGGUCCCUUCAAGCGCGUGGCCUAUGCCGCGAUUCUGACCUGCGUGGCCCAUGGCGCGAGGGAUACGGAGUCCGCGUCGGCCUUUGCGUCUCUGGAGUCCGAGGUGAAGGGAUCGGGUAAGACCUCCUCUAGCGCCGUGGUCAACGUCGGAGCCAAGGGUAGGCUCAUUAUGCCGCACUUGUUGCAGCGCGCGUCGGCGACACGCGGCCCGACUCAGAGCGAGGCGAUGGAACCCGCCCUCUCGGGGGAGCCUGGCGAGCGGGUGCAGGAGGGCGGUGUCGAGUUCGAGAGCCCGUCGGCCGGAGACACAGUCGCAGAGGGCACCAUCACCGAGCCAGAGUUGUCCGUCCAGGAGCUGCUCGAGGCCACACCCCGCCAGUGCGAGAACGCUAAGGUCAAGGCGCGCGACCGCAUGAUGACGUCGCUCGGCAUUGGGAAGACCGACUACCAGAUGCAGUUGAACGGCCUCAGUGCGACAUGCAAGAAGGUCACAACCCAGCAGAAGGAGGCCAAGAAGACCAUGGAUAAGAUUGCGAAGCUGUCAGACAAACUCCAAGAUGCUGAGGCUGAAUAUCAAGAUCUCUUGAUCCGCUUGGACCAAGAUCAGAGAGCUAUCAAGGAGCAGGGUGAGCUCAUCGAGAAGUUGGACGCGGCCGUGGAGAAAGGGAAGGCUCGGCAGUGA
Messenger RNA from Prorocentrum cordatum, 696 nucleotides. NCBI's taxonomy places the organism in Eukaryota, Dinophyceae, Prorocentrales, Prorocentraceae. The record is from the annotation of a GenBank genome assembly.